UGAGCCUGCAUUCGGUACGGUACGAACCCGGCGCGGGUACGAACGUUUGCGUGUGCGUUUGCGCGUGUGUUGUUCGGUGGUUGCGGGAAAGAAACACCCAGCACCUACCGCCCUGCUCGGGGCAAAGAGCAGGCCUGAUGGUGGCUUACACACCCGUGGGCAGUGUGAUUUAGUUUUCGGUUUGUUACACCGUGCGACAGUUCCCGGUAGUGUGGCAAUCCUGGUUUUACGCAUAAAUUUAUUUUAAUUGCAUAUCGAUUCCGGCGGUAGGUUCAAGUUCAAUGGUGUCCCGAGUGAUCCUUCCAUGUUUGUCGUUCGAGUGAGUGUGUAGUUUCACUUUCUGCUCGUCCCAUUAAUACGCUACCAUUAUUGCCCGUUGCUGUUGUGAGCCCGAUAAUUAGUGCGAACAAUUAAAGAGCAAAAAUCACAACCCCACUGGUACGAUUCAACCCUCCUGCGCAACAAAGAAGAAUAGGAGUGUCUAACAAACGAACAAAAAAACACACCACGGUGGCCGGUGGGCAAAUAGAUCGCGCCCGAUCGGGCAUCGCGAUAAUAUGGAGUGAAAUAUUACACCCAGCGGCUCACGCGAGUGAUAAGAUGAUAAAUUGGUGUGUGCGGCCGCACAUUAUCAUAUGUAAUCCCAGCCGGGGGGGAAACUCGAAUUGGCCGCACCCUUUCCGACGUCUCCGCCAAACAACAGACACACCAGCUGCAGCGUGUCUCAGCACCGCCCAGUCGAUUGGCGAUAAUGGAAAUGGAAAUCGUUCGAUCAGUGCUGCUCACCGUCGUGUAUUAACCCUUGCACCAGUGCAACCAGCGACGGAACUCACCCAGAUAGUGGCCUGUGAACGUAGUGGUGGUGGUGGUGAUGUACUCAACGCCUGUACAAUGUUGUGUGAGCAAGUAGUGAAGUAAAAAGCAACAAGAACGGCAAUAUUUAUCUACCCCCGAAGGGUAAGACUGCCCCCCGCCUGGGACUGCGAUCCGGUGGGCCUUGUGUCUUUCCGCGGGGAACUUCCGGGUGGUCGCUGCACGAUAGAUUAAAAAGCACGGAUUUUAUUGCGCAUUCUCUCGCUCGCUGCGCGUGAAGCUGUGUAGUGAAGGGAACAAUAAUUAAGUGAAAUGAUUUUUGCCUGGCAACGGCAACCGAACGGCAGCCCGAACCACCCGAACGGAGGGCAGCAGCAGCAGCAUCCCAACCGGUACAAUGUAACCGACCACCGUGGCGUCUGUUUUGUGGUUGUUCAACAGCAGCAGCAGCAGCAGCACCACCACUGCCGGUGGCACCGGAACGCGUAGAGCACGCCCGAGCGACGCCGACACCGACAGCCUCCGACAAGCUUCCAGUUUUUUUGCCAAAAACAAAGGGGGGUGUGUGUGUGUUUUUUGUUUGCUACAGAAGCGCACCGCUGUACCAGCUGUUUAAGCCCAAUCCUAGCCAACAACACAAAAACACGGGGAGUCACUAAAUUAGUGGCCACCGAAGCAAAGUAAGCAAACAAAAAAGGGCCAGCCGGGAAAAAAAUAAAGUAGUGUGCGGGGAGUUUGCACAUUAAAAGCAUAAGCCGCACCACCGCAGGCAAACAAGAAAUAGUUUAUCCGUACCGGUGCCCAUCCGAACCCCUCCUCCCGCCAGGCAGAAGCUGAAGCCAACCAUGAAGUCUGCCAUCCUGUAUCCGUACGGUCCGCUGCGCGCUAAUGGUUGCUGCCGGAUGCUGCACGCCAAACAUUUGGCACUAACGAGCGCCAUCUACACCCUGAACAUUUCCAUCCUGGUGGUGCUGCUGUACUCGUGGCGCAUCAGCGUGAACGUGAAGAAGUACGGCGACCUGGAGGAUGUGUACUACGGCGUGCAGAUAGCGUACUUCGCCAUCAUCGGUACGCAGUGUUCGAUGAUACUGCUCAGCGUGGUGCUUAUUUUCGGCAUCUAUCGGGAGAACAUUGGACUGGUCGUGCCGUGGAUAAUCGGAUUUAUCACCUUCAUGGCACUGGAAGCGGUCGCAAUGGUCUACUCGAACGUACUGCGCGACCACGUGAACCGGCAGUUCGAUUCGCUCUGCAAGGCGGAGGUGGCGUUCUUCGUAUCGCGCGCCAUCAUCAAUAUAAUGGCGAUGUGGGCGGUGACGCGCUUCUACAACCUGCUGCGCGCGGGCGUUACCUGGAAGGGCCCCGAGCUGAUCGAGCUAUGACACAACUCGAACGAGACGGAAAAGACGCUCGCGUCCUUCCGCGAAGAAACGCGCCUGAUCGUGCGCAUACCGGCGGGCGACGGCGACGCUGCCGAGCUGGGCCGCGACGGGGACGACGACGGGACGACCGACACGGAUGACAAUAUGAUCGGGGAAGGCCGGCGGCCGCCGCCCGCCCUGACCCAUCAGCGGACCGGUCUGUACCGAUGGCCGGGCGAGGAGGAGGACGAACCGGAGGAGGGCAAGAGUGCGGGCAGUGGUAGCGAGGAGGAUGACUCGCUGCUGGUUGCGUACGACAGCAACUCGGUCGCGUCCGUUUGACAAUAUCGCAAGCUCCUGCGGUACGCGGUGGCAGAGCUGCGGCGCCAGGCGGACAGUGCCGUGCUGCUGUUUAUGAUUAUAUUUUUUAUCGAGGUGUACGCGCAGAUAUUUAUAUUUUUCUAGAGAAUGUAGCAACGCUCGUACCGCAGGCGCUGGAGAGAGAGAGAGGGUGAUUUUGGUCAAUGUGAUUGAACCGAAGGAAAGAUUCGGCCCCCAAGUCGACUUUGGCGAAGAAAAUGCUUAUUUACUGUGUCAAGUUGCCGAAAACCGAAACAAAUCCUAGCACAAACAGGAAGCAAAACCACGGGAAAACGGAUCAAUGUUUCGGAACUCCAACUCCCCCUAAACCCAAAAGAGUUCACUAUUGAGAGGAGAUAAAGAGACCUUGGGAUUUGGGAUUUGUUAUAAGCUAGGUGUAAGAUGUUGUGAAACUGUUAAGCAGCAAGGAGGCAAAAUGCAAAACAGAUGUUAAUGUAACAGGUGUCACCAUCCCCUGCUCGCCACAAAACAAAGCUUGUAAAUAGUGUAGCCAGCAGCAGGGGCUGCACACAGUGUCACUCUACCCUACCAAUGUUAGAGAGAACUAUGUUUAAAAAAGCAAACGUUGAAACAGAGCAAAAAAACCCACUUAAACAUUUAAAACAAACACUGAGAAAUCAACUACUAAACCCCCCACACACACACAAACAAUAAAACAGAGUAUAUAAAUUCCUUGAAACGGUGUAGCAGAGGCCGGAAAAGACCUCGGGCAAACCUACAUGAACGCAAAACAAUAAAUGUGCUGCUGCGCAGCGUUGAUAAUGAUUGACGAAAUGGUGA
Molecule: messenger RNA, 3332 nt
Organism: Anopheles arabiensis
Lineage: Eukaryota; Metazoa; Arthropoda; Insecta; Diptera; Culicidae
Exons: 6
Coding region: 1659-2192 (177 amino acids)
Source: RefSeq, a predicted model, not a curated record